AUGACAGAAAUUAAACAUUCAGUAGCAGAAAAGGCCAGUGCAAGAUUGGAAAAAGAAAAACUGUUCUACGAGGAAGAGUUAAGAUCUCUUCAACAGAAAGCGAGUAGUUUCUGUGAUUCUACCGAUAAAUAUACCAAGGCGUUGAUUCAGGAGCAAAUAAAUGAAACCAAUAAAGCUUUGGAUGCGGUGGAUCUGAAAAUCAAAGAAUUUUCACUCACUCAAGGAGAAAAGUAA
This is a messenger RNA of Ordospora colligata OC4, 234 nucleotides long. RefSeq lists its product as uncharacterized. Bases 1 to 234 code for a protein of 77 amino acids. The transcript has a single exon. Gene Ontology annotation, biological process: tubulin complex assembly; post-chaperonin tubulin folding pathway. Gene Ontology annotation, molecular function: beta-tubulin binding. NCBI's taxonomy places the organism in Eukaryota, Fungi, Microsporidia, Ordosporidae. The record is from RefSeq and is a predicted model, not a curated record.